GGGCCACCGUGAGUGCCGGGGCCCUGGACGCCCGGCUCUGGGGGAGGGAGGAGGCCCCCGGCUUGGAGAAGGGGCCCGGGUCAUGGAGGUGAGGGCUGAGCGCUAGGCUCGCUCCCCAGAGCCUGGGCCCCGGCCGAGCUCCCCCCUGCCAUGCGCUGCUCCAAGUGUCUGCUCUGUGUCCUGGCCGGCCUCACCCUGCUGGCUCUCAAGGUUUACAUAGAGUGGAGCUCGGACCCGCUCCGGCCCAAGAGGCGCGGGGAGGGCCGGGGGCCGGAGACCCUGGGCCAGCCCAGCGCCUUCCCGCCGGAGCCCUCCCUUCCUGCCAACCUUUCUGCCCGCCUGAGACAGGCCGGACCCCUAGCCACCGCCUUCUGGAAUCGCCAACAGCGGCAGCUGCAGGCCCUGCCCACGGGGGCCGGCUCUGCGGCCGGGGAUUGCCGGGCCUGGGGGGAGGCGGCGGCGGCUGAGAUCCCCGACUUCUCAUCCUAUCCCGAGGCUCACCGGCGCUUCCUCCUCUCUGCUGGCUGCCGAGAUUACCCUCGGUGGAGGUCGGGCUCCACGGUCCCCGGUUGCUCGGACGCCAAUGCCCCCUACCUACUGCUGGCCGUGAAGUCGUCGGCUGGCCGCUUCGGGGAGCGCCAGGCCAUUCGAGAGACUUGGGGGGCUCCGAAAGAUGGGGUCCGCCUCCUCUUCCUCCUGGGCUCUCCUCAGGGAGAGCUGGGCCCCGACCUGGGGCCUCUGGUGGAGUGGGAGAGCCGGCGGUACCGGGAUCUGCUGCUCUGGGAUUUCCUGGACGUGCCCUUCAACCGCAGCCUCCUGGACGUGCUGCUCCUGCGCUGGCUGGCCCGCCACUGCCCGGAGGUGACCUUCAUCCUCCGCGCCCAGGACGACAGCUUCGUCAACCUCCGGGCCCUGCUCGGGGUGCUUCGGGGGCUGCCGCCCGCCGCCGGCCGCGCUCUCUACCUGGGCCACGUCUUCGACCAGGCCUUACCCAUCCGGACGCCCAAAGGGCCCUAUUACGUGCCGGAGUCCUUCUACACCGGCCCCUACCCGGCCUACGCCAGCGGGGGCGGCUACGUGUUUGCCGGGCGGCUGGUCCCCUGGCUGCUCCAGGCUGCCGGGCGGGUGGUCCCCUUCCCUAUAGACGACGUCUACACCGGCCUCUGCUUCCAAGCCCUGGGCCUGGCGCCCCAAAACCACCCGGGCUUCCUUACCAACUGGCCCACCAGAGGCAAGCAGGAUAACCCCUGCUCCCAGCAGCGCCUGCUGCUGGUCCAGCCCCGGGACCCCCAGGAGACCAUCCGGCUGUGGAAGCUCAUGCAAAACCCCCAUGCCCAUUGCUGAGGGCCCCCAAUCUGCAGGCUCUCCGUGGGUGGCCCGUCUGCUCCCCGGAUGUAUGCAGCUUCUAUUUAAAACAUUCCCAUUCCUUGAUCUAGGCCUCCUGAGUCAUU
This is a messenger RNA of Gracilinanus agilis (Agile Gracile Mouse Opossum), 1451 nucleotides long. RefSeq names its product UDP-GlcNAc:betaGal beta-1,3-N-acetylglucosaminyltransferase 8 (gene B3GNT8). Gene Ontology annotation, cellular component: membrane. Gene Ontology annotation, molecular function: protein N-acetylglucosaminyltransferase activity. The coding region runs from base 151 to 1344 and encodes 397 amino acids. The transcript has a single exon. The record is from RefSeq and is a predicted model, not a curated record. Lineage: Eukaryota; Metazoa; Chordata; Mammalia; Didelphimorphia; Didelphidae.